Molecule: messenger RNA, 753 nt
Organism: Ilex paraguariensis (yerba mate)
Lineage: Eukaryota; Viridiplantae; Streptophyta; Magnoliopsida; Aquifoliales; Aquifoliaceae
Source: the annotation of a GenBank genome assembly
AUGCCGAAGAACAAAGGAAAGGGAGGGAAGAACAGGAAGAGAGGGAAGAACGAGGCCGAUGACGAGAAGAGAGAGUUGGUUUUCAAGGAGGACGGCCAAGAAUACGCUCAGGUGCUUCGCAUGCUCGGCAAUGGACGUUGUGAAGCCACAUGUAUCGACGGCACCAAAAGACUCUGCCAUAUCCGUGGAAAGAUGCAUAAGAAAGUCUGGAUCGCAGCCGGCGAUAUCAUCCUCGUCGGACUCCGUGAUUAUCAGGCACGCAAGAAAUUUCAACUUCUAGCUCGAUUUGACGAUAAGGCUGACGUGAUCCUCAAGUACAUGCCCGAUGAGGCUAGGCUCUUGAAGGCAUAUGGGGAGUUGCCGGAUAGCACUAGACUCAACGAGGGUAUUGCUGGAGGUCUUGACGAGGAGGAUGAUGGUGCUGGUGAUGACUACAUCGAGUUUGAGGAUGAGGACAUUGAUAAAAUCUAGUGCUGGAUUGUGAAAUUCAAUUUCAACUCUGGCUUAGAUUGUCCUUUAUUUUCUUUGGGUUUAAUUGUGGUAUGAAUAGAUACAUAAUUGUUCUAUGUAAUGUUUGAUGUGAUAUGAAAGGUUCUCCGUUGGUUGGCUAUUUAUGUAUAAAUAAAUUACUUAUGCUUUGUGAUGGAAUAGAUUGAACUACCUUUUCAUACUUCUUGCUAGCCAAAUGAUAGGAGACUUGUUGCUUGGUUAGAAAGAAGCUCUAUGAUCUUCAUGGUAUUCCGGUGUUUAAUU